AUGGGAAUAACCGUCCAAAACAUCACAGGAAACACAGCAAUGGUAAUUUGGCCAAAAAUGGCCAGUUGUGUUGACAGCUUUUACAGCAUCAUGUACCACCCUAACUGGAACAGUAUGCUAUCCAGCUACUCCAGAAAGAGCUUUCAGAAGGAAGAGAGGGUACCCACCACUCGCUCCUCUUUCGUUGUUGAAAACCUGACUCCCCUCACAACAUACAUCAUGUGUGUGACCUGCCAGUCCGCAAACCCCUCCAGCGACCAGUGCAGAGUUUUUAAUACUCUGGAACAAGACCCAGCAUCAGCGAGCAACACCAAGAAAGAGCUGGCACUGGGCAUCUGGCUCACCAGCAGCGUCCUGCUCCUCAUCAUCGCUGCAGUCCUGCUCUACGGCUGCCUGCAUCUCCUGUGCCGCAGGAGACACGAGCGUUUGCAAGAGCGGAACAGGACCUCCAAACAAGAGCAUGAGGAGCCAUGGACCAAAAGCGUGGAAUACACCUCAACUGAGUUCAGCAGGCAGAGGCAGCAGAUACAGGACACUGAGGAAAAGCAUCCAGGUGGCAUCCAGCUGGCCACAAUCAUAGAGAAUCCCUCAGUGUGCAAUGAGCCCACCAUGCCAUCUUCUAAAAGUCAGGAACGAGUCCCAGUAACAGGACAGUGCUCUGCUAUAAAUUAG
This is a messenger RNA of Poecile atricapillus (Black-capped chickadee), 672 nucleotides long. Its product is annotated as fibronectin type III domain-containing protein 9-like. Gene Ontology annotation, molecular function: protein binding. The record is from RefSeq and is a predicted model, not a curated record. Bases 1 to 672 code for a protein of 223 amino acids. Lineage: Eukaryota; Metazoa; Chordata; Aves; Passeriformes; Paridae. The transcript has a single exon.